Cantharellus anzutake is the source of this 2375-nucleotide messenger RNA. RefSeq lists its product as uncharacterized. Lineage: Eukaryota; Fungi; Basidiomycota; Agaricomycetes; Cantharellales; Hydnaceae. The transcript is spliced from 6 exons. The coding region runs from base 1 to 1881 and encodes 626 amino acids. The record is from RefSeq and is a predicted model, not a curated record.
AUGGCUGUCCCUAAGCCUCUCAGGCUCGCUUUUUACUGCAGCGGCCAUGGCUAUGGGCAUGCGACGCGCGUGACAGCCGUGUCUUGUCAUCUUCUGACGCUGAAGGACCGCGAUCGGCCAGUCGAUAUCACCAUCGUCUCCACAGCACCAGCCCAGGUCUUUACCGGGUGUCUCGCGUUGGGUGCAAAUUAUCGAUACGCAGAGGUCGAUCCGGUCAUUUCGCAGCCGGUUGCGUAUAGCGUCGAUCGCCGCAAGAGUCUUGAAGUCCUUCGAAAUUUCCUUAUACGCCGCGAAGAGAAGCUGGCGGAGGAAGUUAAAUGGAUCAAGGAGCAAGGAAUCGAAUGCAUCCUCAGUGACGCUGUAUUCCUUGCAUGUGCCUCAGCGAAUAGAGCCGGAAUUCACAGUGUCUUAAUAACUAACUUCACCUUCGACUCUAACUGGUCCUGGCUUGCCAGCGAUAUCCCCCAAGAUACACCAUGGGCCACUGCUUCGGAUCAUUCAGUGGGGGCUCACCUCGUAGACGGAAUCAUAGACGACCCUACUGCUUUCCAACCACUGAAAGAGACCGAUCUAGAACCUCUCGUAACACAGAUGCGAAACGACUAUCAAUGUGCCAACUUAUUGUGCCUCUUGAAGGGAUGCAUCCCCAUCCCCUCCUUCUCCGUCCAUCCAAACCUCCCAUCGACAAACUGGGUUUCAAGGGAGACCAAUUCCUUUACUCCAGAUGUUGUAGAUCUUCUCAUUCGCUACCGCCGGGAUCCAAGGGGCGUUGAGUUGUUACCUCCGGUCCCAUUCCCAUCUGAACGAGGCUCCGAGUCCACAUUCUAUCGUCACCGGUAUUUAUGGCCAGCACCACUCAUCGUUAGGCACCCUUCCUCCGAUAUAUACACUCCUGCUGGUCGGAAAAGGAUACUCGACUCAAUUGGAGUUCCAGAUAAAUUGCAGGACGGGAGCCGAACUCGGAUCCUCAUUGUAAGUUUUGGAGGUCAAAAGUUCCGCCGCCCAGGAAGUCCCAGUGGUACACCAUCACGGACCCCAAGUCCCGAAAUAAGAGCAACUAGAAAUGUUCCAGACGAGCUUUUGGAUGUGCCAACGUUAUCCUUGGACUAUAAUAAAUGGCACGCCGGAAUUAGGAAUGGAAACCUAGUAUCCCGGUCCGUUAGCUUGUUGGCCCCUCGGGCCGCGUCCCCUCGAUCUGAAAUCCGCCGCCACUUUUCCAUGCCGUCUCGCAAAGUCGUCACGCCAACCCACUUAUUCAUCCCUGACGCACCUGGUCCUGUCGUGAACCCUACAUCUCCCAUCAUCAGAAAAUCACGGGGUCCUAUAUUCCCUUCUCAGGACCAUGUCCUCACUUCUUCCCCCGUCGAUGAGGCAGUGGAACAGCAACAGAUCUUGGACGCCUCCCAAGAAUCCCCCAAUCUGCUACCUCCCGGAUGGAUAGCUAUCGUUUGUGGGGCUGGUGAUGACUGGGGAAGUAGGGAACAUCUCCCCGAAGAUAUUUUUAUUGCACCUCGCAAUAUCUACAUGCCAGACCUCAUGGUCGUCGGCGAUGUGCUCCUCGGAAAACUUGGGUACGGGACGUGCUCGGAGGCAAUCGAUUCUGGCACUCCAUUCAUAUAUGUUCCUCGUCCAGCUAUCAUUGAAGAAAUCGGCUUGAAGUUGUGGCUUGAGGCGGAAGGAGUUGGUGUCGAAUUUACGCGGGAGAAGUAUGAGAGUGGGGAUUGGGCUGGUGCGGUGCAGGGCGCCUGGGAAAGAGGAGAGAGCACUGGACUAAGGGAAAGGCGCCGAUUUGCCGGAUAUAAAGAAGUGGAGGAAAGAAUCAGCGAGGGCGAUGACAUGGCAAGAAAGCUGUAUGACUGGAUUGUGGAUCAACAUCAAUGACCUUCCUCAUGACUGCAGACGUAGAUAUUGUGUUAAUGGCAUCUAGAACCUUUGCGUCCCGUAUAUCCUGUCAGCCAUGGGAAGACCGGUGGUGUCAAAGGUAGCAUCAAAUGCAAGGCACUCAUGCGCUAGACUAUAGAGUGCCGUGUAAAGGCAUAAUAUCGCCCGUCCAUACUUAUUACUUCGGAGGGUGAAAAACCAGGCGGCCUGUCGAUGUACGCUGACCAGCAUAUUCCUUCUCGUCCGUCAAUCGAUUCAUCCCGAAAAUAUGGGCUGGCCCGGGGAGGAAUUCCAUCGGAAUUUAUGUAUUUAAAGUAGCAUCCAUGACCCGUUUUGCAGGUUGCCUGUGCGCAAUUAGUCGCUGCGGUGGCCUUUGGCAAAAUCGGAGGGGGAGCAGCGGACAAGUGGUUGCAACGAAACCUUUUUAUCGGCCUCUUCAACUUCAGGCCGUCCCAGGACCCGGUUUCUGAUUGGGGAUUCGCGGAACUAACAAA